AAAUCAAAAAAUGUAGUAAAACUAAAAAGGCUAUAAGUCAGAAUACAAACAAUAAAGAAAAAUCGAUGAAAACUCAAGAAAUUAUGAAAAAAAUCCAAGAAACAAAAACCAAUGAAACCCUUAAUAUGAAAGAAGAAGAAAUUAUAGAAGAAAACCAAGAACAAGAAGGAAAACAAGAAAACAUAUAA
This is a messenger RNA of Dentiscutata erythropus, 188 nucleotides long. The record is from the annotation of a GenBank genome assembly. NCBI's taxonomy places the organism in Eukaryota, Fungi, Glomeromycota, Glomeromycetes, Diversisporales, Gigasporaceae.